Cutaneotrichosporon cavernicola is the source of this 1770-nucleotide messenger RNA. RefSeq lists its product as uncharacterized. The transcript has 3 exons. Gene Ontology annotation, biological process: ribosomal small subunit export from nucleus; ribosomal small subunit biogenesis. The coding region runs from base 1 to 1770 and encodes 589 amino acids. Lineage: Eukaryota; Fungi; Basidiomycota; Tremellomycetes; Trichosporonales; Trichosporonaceae. The record is from RefSeq and is a predicted model, not a curated record. Gene Ontology annotation, cellular component: nucleus; cytosol; preribosome, small subunit precursor.
AUGCCACCAAAAAAGUCAAUCUACCGCCAAGCGGGAGCGCAGCACUUCCAGCUCGUGCACCGCUCCGUGCGCGAUCCGCUCAUCAACGACCCGGAGGCGAGCAAGCAUGUAUUCCGUCCCAUUGAGCGGGGGAAUGAAAAGACCGGGGUGACGCUCUCGGACCUCGAGGCGAGCGUGGACAGGAGCGCGAUGCGGCCCAACGAGGGCGAGGCGGCCACCUACGGUAUCACGUACGACGACUCGGGGUACGACUACAUGCAGCACCUCCGGCCGGUUGGUUUGGGUGGCGCAGACUCGAUGCUCCUUGAGGCGCCGAAGAAACAGGCAAAGGGCAAGUUCAAGAUGCCAGAGGACGUGCUGGCGUCAAAGGACGAGGUAUCUGUGCACGACGUGUAUGCUGCACAGGAAGCGAUUCCGCGCGAGCUGCAGGGGUUCCAGCCCGACAUGGACCCCCAUCUUCGGCAGGUGCUCGAGGCUCUGUCGGACGACGAGUUUGUCGACGACGAGGAGGAGGAUGGAGAUGUGUUCGGCGAGCUCCUGGGCUCUGGGCAGCUCGACGACGGCGAGGAGGGGGAGGAGUUCGAGUUCGCCGAGUGGGGAGUUGACGAUGACGAGAGGACGGAGAACGGCGACGGAGAGCGCGAGGAGACGUGGGAGGACCGCUUCCGUGCUUUCAAGGCUGCCGGCGGGCAUCCAAAGGUCCCCAGCAACGGAGGCUGGAACGACGACGAUGUCGACUCGGCCGAGCGUUCCGAGAUGGCCGACACCGUUGGCAGCCUCGUCAACGGAAUCGAGGACAUGAUGGUUCGCGGUGGCAAGAAGCGACACGGCAAGCGCGGGCCGUCCGACGCUUCGGGCAUGAGCAUGAGCUCUUCCAACGUCUACCGGAAUGACAACUUGCGCACCCUUGAUGACCGCUUUGACGCCAUCGAGCGCGCGUACGAGAUGGACGACGAUGAGGAGUGGGACGAGGAUGACGAUGUGAGCAUUGCACCAAGCUACAUGAGCAGCAUGUCGCGCGUUUCGUUCCUUCGUGGCGACGAGCCGACCGGCGGCGGUCCCGUGGGCGAAGCCGAGGACAACCGCGAGGACUUUGACGACAUCAUGACCGACUUCCUGGACAACUACGAGGUCGUGGGACGGCGCAUGCGCGAGGCGGUGGGCGGCACCAAGCUGACUGGACCCGAGAAGCUGGCGGUGAUCCGCGCCGCUCUCGAGGACGAGGAGGAGGGUCCCGGUCGGGCGGAGAACCGUCGCCGGAUUCUGGAUCUCGAGCGCCGCAUCGAGACGGGUCAGUACCGCGACAUCAAGGAGUCGAUCGAUCGCCGCGAGGUUGAGCCCGAGGCCAAGUGGGACGUGGAGACGAUUCUGUCGACGUACACGAACACUGAGAACAUUCCUGGUAUGAUCCGCUUGCGCUCAGGAGCGGAGGCCAAGGAACGGGCUAUGCGCCGUGCAGAGGCUGCUGCUGCUGCUGAGGCUGCGCGUAUGAGGGAGGCGGAGGAGGAGGAGGAGGGGUCGGGCUCGGAGACUGAGCGCGAGGCCAAGGUUACGGUCGCCCGGCCGAAGGGAGAGGGCGCGGCCGAGCGCAAGGCACGCAAGGCUGCCGUCAAGGCUGAGCGUGCGGGUCGUCGUGCCGAGAAGAAGGCGCACACCCAGACGUUUGGAGACGAGCGCAAGCGCCAGCUAAACGCGCAGAAGAAGGCGGUUGGUGGAGGCCGGGCCGCGGACAAGACGGUCGGCUCGCGUGGAGUCGUCUCUCUGUCGUAG